Maudiozyma barnettii is the source of this 975-nucleotide messenger RNA. It is a transcript of the gene BSD2, whose product is annotated as Bsd2p. NCBI's taxonomy places the organism in Eukaryota, Fungi, Ascomycota, Saccharomycetes, Saccharomycetales, Saccharomycetaceae. Gene Ontology annotation, cellular component: Golgi apparatus; perinuclear region of cytoplasm; endoplasmic reticulum. The record is from RefSeq and is a predicted model, not a curated record. Gene Ontology annotation, biological process: positive regulation of protein ubiquitination; vacuolar transport; metal ion transport. Bases 1 to 975 code for a protein of 324 amino acids. The transcript has a single exon.
AUGCCUGAGGAAAUCCAUAAUAAUGAUAUUACUGCUAGUUUGCAUGAGGAGGCGACUCGUGUAUCUACCGGGGAGCCAACAACAUCGAUCCAUGUUGCAGAACCCAAUACUGCCAUUGAUGAUAUUGAAUUAGAGGACCAUAACGAUAUUGAUAGAGAUUUAGAGAUGAAUCAACCAGAAGAUGCAGAAAAUCAUGCAUCGGCUGCUCAAGAUGGUCUGCUGCCACCACAAUUUAGAGAAAGGGCAGCAAGACAAAUAGACAACAUUGGUAGACAUUUUAAUAUAUUAGACAGAGUGUUUAGAAGACGACCUGAAGGUGAAUCGACACUAGCUGGUAUAGCAUCUAGUUUUGACGGUGUUUUUAGUAACUUAACAGCUAAACCGGAUACCAACGAAGAUGAAAGAAAUGCUCAAAAUGAUGCUUUACCAUCUUAUGACGAAGCUGCAGCAGAUAAUGUUCCUUCUUACUAUGGGAUGGAUUUGAGUAACUCUGACAUGUACGUUGAUGAAAUUUGUAUUGAGGGCUUACCAGUAGGUAAUGCAGCCAAUUUAUUUUGGAAUAUCAUUGUCAGUACGAGUUUCCAAUUUGUCGGAUUCCUAAUUACAUAUAUUUUGCAUACAUCACAUGCUGCUAAACAAGGGUCAAGAUUUGGACUAGGCCUAACGUUUAUAGGGUAUGCUUAUUCUAUGAUCCCCAACAACGUGACCUCUAAAAUCGGUAAAUACAAGACAAUUGACAGGUAUCAAUUAACCAAUCCUAAUUCAUAUGAUAAUUUAGAGAUCGAUUCAGAUUCUGUGACACAAGAUCAAUUUGAAUCUAGCCUAAAUCAUGGUUUUGAAGAAGAAAAACAGAGUUUACCUACAUUAGCUGUGCUCAUCGGUAUACUGGGAGCAUUUAUUACCAUCAAAAGUUUUGUCGAUUAUAUCAAGGUGAAAAGAAUGGAACGUACAUAUGCUUCACAAGAUAGAUUUUAA